CUCCCGCACACUAGGUGGCGGAAUACAGUUAAACUCUAAUACGUCACAACAACAGAAAGAAGAAGAAAACGGGAAGAAACCCCUCAACUUCGCUGUUUUUGCUUCUGUAAGCAGGAAAUGGACACGCGGUUCACUCGGGGAAAGUCCACCAUUCUGGAGCGACCGCUGAGCCGGCCCAAGACAGAAGUGAGCCUGAGCACCUUCGCCUUGCUGUUCUCAGAGAUGGUCCAGUACUGUCAGAGCCGCGUGUACUCGGUGACAGAGCUGCAGACGCGCCUCGCCGAGAUGGGUCAGCGCGUGGGGGCCAGCAUGCUGGACGUGCUGGUGCUGAGGGAGAAGAACGGGAAGAGGGAGACCAAAGUGCUCAACAUGCUGCUCUUCAUCAAGGUUAACGUGUGGAAGUCCUUAUUUGGUAAGGAGGCCGACAAGCUGGAGCAGGCCAAUGACGACGACAAGACCUAUUACAUCAUAGAGAAAGACCCGCUCAUCAACGCGUACAUUUCUGUGCCCAAAGAGAACAGCAGCUUGAACUGUGCGGCCUUCACGGCCGGCGUGGUGGAGGCCAUCCUCACACACAGCGGCUUCCCCGCCAAGGUCACCGCUCACUGGCACAAGGGCACCACGCUGAUGAUAAAGUUUAAUGAGUCGGUCAUAGCCAGGGACAAGGCUCUGGAUGGCAGAUGAAGACUUAUGAAACAGACCUGCAACGGUUCUGAUCCAGGAAAUACAACUGCCAGUGAUCCUGGUGUACAGAGGUCCAAAGCUGACUAACUGAUGUGAUGUGAAGAGAGGAAAAGAAGCAUUUUGUUGGUUUUGUGGACCAUCUUUAGUGUGUUGUACUUAUUGGCAUGUGUGAUUGUUUGCUUGCAUUCUGAGUCUUAUUAAACAUAAAAUAAAUAUUACAAUGAA
Molecule: messenger RNA, 909 nt
Organism: Poecilia latipinna (sailfin molly)
Lineage: Eukaryota; Metazoa; Chordata; Actinopteri; Cyprinodontiformes; Poeciliidae
Gene: trappc5
Product: trafficking protein particle complex subunit 5
Exons: 3
Coding region: 118-684 (188 amino acids)
Biological process (GO): endoplasmic reticulum to Golgi vesicle-mediated transport
Cellular component (GO): TRAPPIII protein complex; TRAPPII protein complex; TRAPPI protein complex
Source: RefSeq, a predicted model, not a curated record